Messenger RNA from Leptosomus discolor (cuckoo roller), 483 nucleotides. Lineage: Eukaryota; Metazoa; Chordata; Aves; Leptosomiformes; Leptosomidae. The record is from RefSeq and is a predicted model, not a curated record.
CCCGGUAGUUUCAGCGAUCUGUUCGAGGCAGGAACCGGUGUGAACGCACCUGCAGAUGCCUUUGGUCAGUCUCCAGCUCACCUGGCUGCUUGUGGCGGGGGGGGGCUUUUCCUACUUUGGCAACUACAGACAGGAGCGAAUUUGAACCAACAGGAUUGCCUUGGAGAAGCCCCGAUUCAUAAAGCAGCAAAAGUUGGGAGUUUGGAAUGUCUUGCUCUGCUUGUUGCUGGCGAUGCCAAAAUUGACUUGUGCAACAACAGCGGACAAACGGCAGCAGACCUCGCACUGGCAUACGGCUUUCUGGAAUGUGCCAAGUUCCUCACAACCAUUCAGCACACGCAGACAAUGAAACUGAGGGGACAGUCUGGCUACUCACUAAGUGACAAACGUGGCUUGCUGAGAGAGGAGCCAGGUGCACAGAAACAAGAACCUGAAACCAGCAGAUCCAUAAGCAGGAAGAGGAGAAGAUCAGAUGGUGUGUAA